CUCUCUCUCUCUUUCUCUCUCUCUCUCUCGCAAGGCUGGCGUGUGACAGGCAUACAAAUCCGGAAUAGAGAGGCAGAGGCAGACUCCUGGGAUUGUCUCUCGGGAUUUACAAACCCAGCGAGAGGGAGGGAGGGAGGGAGCGGUGUCGGGCGCCCGCUCCGGGGCCACGCAUCGUCGCCUUUGGUGCUCACCCCCCCCCAAGACCCCCGUGGCACCCCUUGACCGGCGCACAAAGGACCAGGACCAGGAGGAGGAGGAGGAGGACGGGGACACGCUCAGAAAUAACCAGCCCUCCUCUAUUCCUGGGAGUGGAUUUUCCAUUGAUUUCUCCCCCCUUUUAAAACAAAACAAAAAACAAAGACAACCAUUUCUCAUGUGGAUCUGAAACCCCCCAACCAGCGAGGAAUAUGAACAGGAAAACCAGGCGCUGGAUAUUCCACAUCUUUCUGAGCCUAGGGAUUGUCUAUAUCAAAAUUGGGGGCUUCUCUUCCGUGGUGGCUCUGGGAGCCAGCAUCAUCUGCAACAAGAUCCCAGGCUUGGCUCCUCGGCAGAGGGCGAUCUGUCAGAGCAGACCUGAUGCCAUCAUCGUGAUCGGAGAAGGCUCCCAAAUGGGCCUCAAUGAGUGCCAGUUCCAGUUCCGCAAUGGGCGCUGGAACUGCUCUGCCUUGGGAGAAAGGACAGUCUUUGGAAAAGAGCUGAAAGUGGGGAGCAGAGAAGCAGCAUUCACCUAUGCCAUUAUUGCUGCUGGAGUAGCACAUGCGAUCACUGCUGCCUGCACCCAGGGGAACCUGAGCGACUGUGGCUGUGACAAGGAAAAACAGGGACAGUACCACAAAGACGAAGGAUGGAAAUGGGGAGGCUGCUCUGCAGAUAUCCGGUAUGGAAUAGGAUUCGCCAAAGUGUUUGUGGAUGCAAGGGAGAUUAAACAGAACGCCAGGACGCUCAUGAACUUGCACAACAAUGAGGCGGGGCGAAAGAAAGACAUAAGAAAAGAGGAAUGUUUUGUCAAGGAGCAGACAAAAAGAGGAAGAAGUGUACUGGGAUAUGGAAGAAUGUAUUCUGAAGCAAUGUCAAUGGUCAUAGAUCUCCAGGAUUUCAGCAAAGACUUCAUUGCUCAGAUUCUUGAAGACAACAUGAAGUUGGAAUGCAAGUGCCAUGGCGUGUCAGGAUCUUGUACCACUAAAACCUGCUGGACAACUCUUCCAAAAUUUAGGGAGCUGGGCUAUAUCCUUAAGGACAAAUAUAAUGAAGCUGUUCAAGUGGAACCAGUGAGGGCGAGUCGUAAUAAGCGCCCAACAUUUCUGAAGAUAAAGAAGCCACUCUCCUACCGUAAACCUAUGGAUACAGAUUUAGUGUAUAUAGAGAAAUCGCCUAACUACUGUGAAGAGGAUCCUGUGACUGGCAGUGUUGGAACACAGGGUCGAAUGUGCAACAAAACAGCCCAACAGACCAAUGGCUGUGACCUAAUGUGUUGUGGACGAGGUUAUAAUACUCACCAAUAUUCACGAGUGUGGCAGUGCAACUGUAAAUUUCACUGGUGCUGUUAUGUUAAGUGUAAUACAUGCAGUGAACGAACAGAAGUGUACACCUGUAAAUGAAAGUGUGGCUUGGGAGGGGGAGCAAACAGCCCUGGAAUAAACACAUUUUUGUUUUGCACAUAACCUCAUUGUACUUACACAAGACUGUAGUAAAGAUCCACACUUCUUCCCAAAAGAAAAGCCAGCAAAUGGACCCCAUCUGUCCCUCUAACCUUUCAUCAUUUUUGUGGAUAUCCAUCAAAGACUUAGAGGAAUGGUCCAAAACUUACAGCAGACUCCUCAAGGAAAAAAAGGAAACAUCAUCUCAUUCAAAAUAUAAAUGGGGGAAAUGUUCUCAAAUAAUUUCGGCUUUCAAAACAUAAUUUAUUGACUGCCUUAUGUGACUGGAGGAGGGGAGUACACAUCAAGACAUUGGUCAAUGGGGUCUUUGGCACUGGAUGAAAGAGACUGAAAUACACAGGCCAUCAUGCAUAACAAGAGGGCUGGGGGAAAACAAACAAUACUUUAACACAAUCUUUGCACAGGAAAGGGUGACAAUGGCCAGUGUGAAUUUCAAUUUAAAGAGUGUGGAUUAUGCAGAUUUAGGGAUUCCUACACUUUUGCUGGUUGUUUCUUGUCUUUCCAUUUCCCCCUCAGUCAGUGUGCUACUGUGAGUAGAACUGUUGUGUUUUCCAUAUAAACACUGGUUUAUUUGCCUUUUUGUCGUGCUGCAGAUUUUAGCACAGGGAUUUGGGUUAUCUGGGCAUAAUAAUAAUAGCAAUAUUUAACAAUUUAUCCAGAUAAAGCUAAUAUUAAUUUAUUUAAUAAAAAAACAACUCUACCAACAUUUUUGGAAACCACUCUGCAAGUAAAAGUAUACCUGCUUUUUGUGGAAUAAUUUUGUAGAUAUGGAAACUGUGGAAAGGGUAAAGAAACCCAUUAGUUGUAUAUAUUGUCAUUUACUCAGAUAUUUCUACUAGUUAUAAUUGCAGGAUAUUUUUCUGCAGUAAUAGACAAGUACAAAAGCAGGCAUCUUUUUAUAUUUUUUUGGCUCUUUGCUGCUAGUUGUCUGGAAUCUCAAACUGAUAUUCAUCUCUGCAUAGUUAUCAGUACAUAAUCUCCACCUCUUUUUAAAAUAAAUAAAUAAAAGGAAUAUUAGAGAAAUCCAGCUGGGAAUAAUGCAUCAUGACAUAUAAAUGCAAAACUCCAGACAAGUUUCCCUCUUUGGAAAAAUGAACCAUAGGAUAAAAGAAUAUAUUUUCUAAGAGACUAUUUUUAUAUGAAUGUUUUAUUUAUACUAUAACUGCUUGUAUAAUUCUAUAACUUGUACUUUUUCUCAAAACAGGCACAUGGUUUGUAAUUCUUAGGCUAUUUAACAGGAAAAGGCUGAUUGCUUUGUUGAAAUGAAAGUAGCAAGUUACUGGUGGAUGUACAAAAUACAGAGUGAAUUUUCUCCCCGGAUGUAUGUACAAAGUGACUUUUUCCCCCUGCAGUUCAAUUUGCAGAAUAUGCAGAACAAGAACAGGGUAUGCAGCAUCAGUUUUGUCACAUGGCUUGAAUUCAUGGUUGGAAUUAACUGGAUGCUCCUUUAUCCCAUUCAGGAAAAAAUCUGAAUUAGCUUCCCAUAUGCGUCAGUCAUUAAACUGUGGCAUUAUGACUAGCAAAUGUGCUGUGUGUGCUGUCAGUUAAACCUCUAUAUUGUGCUACUGUCAAAUUUGAUUUUAUCACUGCAAGACUGUAGACUAUGACUGUAAAAACUAGCAUGACAUGCAGAGUUUGAUUCUCAUAGAUAAGACACAAUGCUUAUGGGUUUUGUCCAACUAGUUUUUGUCAUUUGCUUUCCUCUUUCCCUUGCCAAAAACUCUUUAGCUGAAAAGAUCAACUCAUAUUUAGACAAGCUUUCAAUAAUCCAUUUUUCCUUCCUUCUUUUGUACCAUUCAGUUUCUACACUUUGGCAUUUCCUUUCUUAUCCCUACGAAUUUAUCCUGCAAUUAUGUUCAAUUAAAUAGUUUGCUUUUGUGGAA
Anolis sagrei ordinatus is the source of this 3541-nucleotide messenger RNA. It is a transcript of the gene WNT7A, whose product is annotated as Wnt family member 7A. Lineage: Eukaryota; Metazoa; Chordata; Lepidosauria; Squamata; Anolidae. The record is from RefSeq and is a predicted model, not a curated record. Gene Ontology annotation, molecular function: cytokine activity; frizzled binding. Gene Ontology annotation, biological process: canonical Wnt signaling pathway; positive regulation of JNK cascade; cell fate commitment. Gene Ontology annotation, cellular component: extracellular region.